AUGAAUGAUCCGAUUCCUAUUGGCACAAAUACAAUGAAUAUGACCUUUUCCCGUGCUGUUGAGUCAACAGUUCCCGUUAAUAUAUCGAUAUAUCUAAAACAUGAUGACACAAACCUUUUACGGCAAAUAUUUUUAUGUUCCAAACAAAAUUGCGUGAUUGGUGACAAUGAUGAUUCGCUUACCAUUGUUUUACUUGAUAUAACCUUUAAUGUACCAAAUGCCACCUAUUAUGUCGAAAUUGAUGAUGACUUUCUAAAGUAUAAGGAUGAGAGUGAAAUGAUUACUGGUAUAAAGCUAGGCAAUUGGAUAAUCAAAACGACAGGAGAAUACAACAAAACUAAUGAUGAUUCUGAGAUAAUAUAUGGAGUCAUACGAUUAACCAUUGAAGGCACACAAUAUUAUAAGAAUUUAAAAGAUAAUACAGAUGAUAGAAAAUAUUUUGACGAAAUUAUAAAACAAAUUUCGGAAAGCAUUCCAGUAGACCUUUUAAGAUUACAUUAUUCGCGACAUUAUUUUGAAUUUGAUAAAGCCGACAACGAAGAAUUACUUUAUGUGAUAUUUAGGAUUAAUCCUCCCAUAGGUGGAUUUAAUAAUAAAAGUGCCAAAGAUGUUUUUGAUGAUUUUGACAAAUUAUUAAAAAUCAAUAGUGACAUUAAAACAUACUUGGACCUUAAAAAUCACACAAAAUAUAUAGAUAAAUGGUUCGGACUUCGUAAAGCAUCUAAUUUAUGGGAAGAAAUUAAAAUCAAUUUAUUAAACCUAAAAAAAAAUAGAGUAUUUUUAUCAGUUUUUAUAUUUACUUUAGUUUUGUUAAUUAUUCUAACACUCGGAGGUUAUUUUUUAAAUAAGAAUGCAAAUAAUUUGAUAAUAUUUAUAGCCGCUUUUACUUUAUUUGAUAUUGCCAAUGAUAUUAUAUUUCUUUUUAAACUUAAGGAUAAUUUGCAUGAUUUGUUAAUCCCAAGUAUUACUUUCACGAUUGUCCCAUUUCUGGUGAAUUUUGUUUUGGCAAUUUAUAUAUUGAAGCAUGAGAAUAAAUGCAAUAUUAAAUUCAAAGAUUGGUUUGAGAAAAAUUUAAAAUUAGCUUCAGCAAUUGUGGUUUUUUGUGUAGGAGAUGUUGGACUACUUCAUUUACUGGAUUCAAAGUUUGCUAACCUUAAAAUAUUUAAUGCUCCAUUUCAAAAUGAACAUUUGAUAUUUCAGGGUUUAAUUUUAAACGUAAUUAUUGAAGACAUACCACAAUUAGUAAUACAGUAA
Funneliformis caledonium is the source of this 1254-nucleotide messenger RNA. NCBI's taxonomy places the organism in Eukaryota, Fungi, Glomeromycota, Glomeromycetes, Glomerales, Glomeraceae. The record is from the annotation of a GenBank genome assembly.